AUGGGGGCUGGUGGCUCUGGGAUGCCAGGUCCUGCACUGUUCCUGCUUCUGGUGCUGCCACCUUCUCUGGUGAGCAAGAAGAGCUUCCUACACAGCGUCCCGGGAUCCAGAGACUUCCAGCACCUCAGCCUGAGCUGGGAAAGCCUCCACCGCCACCUCAGCCAGGACGGGGGGAACUUCCGCCACCACCGCAGCCUGGGUGCCUGGCAGGUGCAGACAAAACAGAGUUUUAUCUGCGCAAAUGACUUCUACUUCGUCUUGGACAUGUCGGGCAGUGUGGGCAACAACUGGAAACACAUUUGCAACAUGGUGGAGGAGGUGGUGAAGAAGUUUGAAAACCCAAAACAACGGAUAUCCUUCAUCACCUAUUCCACAGAGGGUGAAACCGUCAUGAGGCUCACCUCAGACAGAAAAGCAAUAAAGGAUGGUUUUCGCAAACUUCGAUAUAUAGCGGCUGGAGGAAACACAAACAUGCAAGAGGGACUUAAAUUGGCAAUUGAGCAGAUUGAAAAAGAGCAAUCUAAAGGAAGCAAGAACCCAGUGACGAUUAUCGCUCUGACUGAUGGAACACUUGUAAGAAAAGCGUUUGAAGAGACAAAGAAAGAAGCUGAAAAGGCUCGGAAAUUGGGGGCUGUCAUUUAUGGCGUGGGUGUGAAUGACUAUAGACGAGAACAGCUGAAUCAAAUUGCAGACAGCAAAAAGCAAGUGUUUGGAGUGGACACUGGGUUCGAGGAUCUAGUGAAGAUCGCAGAUUCACUCUCAAGAACUUCCUGCGUUGAAAUUACAAGUGCCACCCCUUCAAGUUUCUGUGCAAACGAAAAUUAUGACUUGAAGGUUUCUGGACGAGGCUUUAAUAAUGCAAGGAACAAAAACGAAGUUAUUUGUAGAUUCAAGUUUAGUGACAAGAAAUACUUCGACAAAAAAGCCACAUCUGUGCAAGAUACCAUCCUAAUGUGCCCAGGAAUAAAGACAGAAUAUCCAGGCCAGAAGGUCUUCAUUGAAGUUAGCCUGAACAAUGGCAUCAGCUUCAUCAACAACGAUAUUAACAUCAUCAGUGAGGAUUGUAUGACAACUGUACCUACAACUACCACAACACCUGCCCCUACCACUACCCCGAAGCCGAAAACUACCAGAAGGCGUACCACUACCCAACAGCCUGCCACUACCCGAAGUCCUGCCACUACAACAACCCAGCCACCUCCCCCACCACCUCCCCCACCACCUCCCCCACCACCUCCCCCACCACCACCUCCCCCACCACCUGAUCCAACACCUGAGCCAACACCUGAGCCAACACCGGACAUGCCACCUGACACGACGACUGCCCCACCACCCGCUACACAGUUCAUACACAUUGCCAACCCUCUGUACCUCCUUACACUCAUCCCGGCCAUGCUCAUGUUCCCCUUGCUCUUCUGUUGCAUCUGGCGGCUAUGCUUCAAGAAGACUGUCAAGGAGCCACCCCCAGUGCAGAAACCAGAAAAGGAGCCAGAGACACGUCCCAUACAGACAUGUCCCACAGUGAUUGUCCCUUGUUGUGGGUGCCAAGUACGCCAGAUGAGAAGGAUAGAGGGCAAACUGGACACCUUGUGUGACUUUGUUCAAAACUGCAGCCCAGUGCCAUUGAUGUAUUGUCAGCCCUUGGACAAGGGGAGAUGUGUCAACUUCACACUAAUGAAGCCCUACCUUAGGCAGUUGCCUUGCAGCCCAAAGAUGUACCUUGGGCCAAGCCAGGGGUGCAUCCCUCUCAACAACAGCUGCUCAUGGGGCCGACAUCCCCCACCUAUAUGCCCACAGCUUACUUCCAGGAUGCUACCACUGAUUGCUCCCCCAGCCCAGGCACUCUGCAGAACUACCUUGUCACUCCCACACCCAUAG
Messenger RNA from Myotis daubentonii (Daubenton's bat), 1878 nucleotides. Its product is annotated as anthrax toxin receptor-like. The transcript is spliced from 17 exons. Lineage: Eukaryota; Metazoa; Chordata; Mammalia; Chiroptera; Vespertilionidae. The coding region runs from base 1 to 1878 and encodes 625 amino acids. The record is from RefSeq and is a predicted model, not a curated record.